UUUGUACGCUAAAAAGGCUCCCUUGAGAGAAAAUAGGGACUGGUCGAGUAGUCGGCAUCUCUGAUUAACUCACUAUUCGUCAUUACCCUCAUAAUCCGGGAUAUUAUUUCGACACAUCGUUUUUGGGUCGUUCUCGGUUAGUGACAAAGUCCCACAGUUGGGACUAAGAAGCAGCCAUGGAUGUUAUGAGCCAGUUGCAGAGACAGUGGCUUGAACACUCGGCUUUUCUGCGUAAGGAGGGAUAUUUGGACGACCAGUUUGAACAACUUCAGAAACUGCAAGACGAGAGCAGCCCAGAUUUUGUGAUCGAGGUUGUGUCUAUUUUCUUUGAUGAUUCUGAAAAACUCCUCAACAAUAUGGCCAGAGCUCUAGAACAGAAAGUUGUGGAUUUCAAACAGGUAGAUGCCCAUGUUCAUCAGUUCAAGGGGAGUAGUGCCAGCAUCGGUGCCAUGAGAGUUAAAAAUGUGUGCAUCGAGUUCAGAAAUUACUGUGAGGCACAGAACCUUGAAGAGUGUUUGAGAUGUACACGGAAACUGCAAUUUGAAUACUCUGUACUGAAAAACCAGCUUGAAUAUUUAUUCAGGCUGGAGCAACAGAUCCGAGCUGCUGGUGGGUAGUCUUGAUCUUAUCCCAUAAAGGCAGGAAAAAGAAGUGAAGGAUUUGAUGUUACUGAUUAUUUAUAUUAAUGUAGAAAGUAUAUUCUCAGACUUGCGAAGAUUUAUGUUCAAAGCUUAUACGAGAGGAAAAUGCUAAUGUGAGUAAACAGUUCUGCCUUUCUACAGAACGUAUAGUUUGUUUCUGUUCCUGUCCACCAUUCAGAGUUUCUUUUAUAUUUCUUUGAUCAGAUGGUUGGACUUUUCCAAACGUUGUUUUUGCUACCCACCGAUUUAAAAAUGCAUGGCUAAUGUUCGUGUUUCUUU
Molecule: messenger RNA, 920 nt
Organism: Juglans regia (Persian walnut)
Lineage: Eukaryota; Viridiplantae; Streptophyta; Magnoliopsida; Fagales; Juglandaceae
Product: histidine-containing phosphotransfer protein 1-like
Exons: 6
Coding region: 177-617 (146 amino acids)
Biological process (GO): phosphorelay signal transduction system; cytokinin-activated signaling pathway; phosphorylation
Cellular component (GO): cytoplasm; nucleus
Molecular function (GO): protein histidine kinase binding; histidine phosphotransfer kinase activity
Source: RefSeq, a predicted model, not a curated record